AUGCUGCAUCGUCUCAAGGCACUGGUGCACAAGCAAGAAAAGCAGUGGUGCGGCGCCUGUCUCUUCGAGCUCCCCCCGAUCGCAAAAUCUCUCCCCUCUGAUGUCAGCGGGCGCUACGAAUAUGCCUUUGCAGAGAGCGACUCUCGCGAGUUUACCUCUGCUGAUCUAGUCAAGUCCUCGGAGCGUGGCUGUGACCGAUGCGCGGCUCUCGCCUCGGCCUUUGAGAAGCUCGGAGUUGCUGACUUCAAAGAGGCAAGCUGGCAACCCAACCUGAACUCGCCAGGCAGUCCCACGCUGGAACUUACAGAUGCCAAUGAUGCACUGCACGUCUUUGAGCUCUGCAGCAGCGAGGCUCCAGUGGGCGAGCCAGCGUUCUUCACCGACGACGCGCCGCCGCAUGCUGUUCUGUGCAGAGGCUUCCAAAUUUCGCGCACAACUGAAGAUGAUGAUGCGCUGGAUCAGGCAGCCAAGUGGCUGAAGGACUGUCAGGCCCAUGAGAAAUGUCAAGCCGAGGACGCAGGAUUUGUGCCUACACGACUACUCUACCUGGGAUCCAAAAGGGAAGAUACUGACGUUCUCGAUCUCGUCGAGAAUCCGGAGGCUGUGAAAUAUGCAGCUUUGAGCCAUAGAUGGACGAGCGAGACACCAACGGUCUCCCUGUUGACGUCCAAUUUGCCGGAUCGGAAGCAGCAUGGGAUGCCUAUAGCAAGUCUCCCUCGGAUGAUGCAGGAUGUCGUGCAGGUGUUGCGUCGACUGGGCAUCGAAUACGUAUGGAUCGACAGCUUGUGCAUAGUCCAAGACGACAAGGACGACUGGAAGCGAGAGGCAGCAAAAAUGGCCUUGAUCUACACGAAUGCCGAACUCACCGUAGCGGCUUCGUGGUGUGACAGGCCCCAUCAAAGCCUCUUUCGAGAUCACAGCGAGCCCCGUGAACUGCCUGUAGAUCUCGGCGAAGCAAAUGGACAAUCCAUCUUUAUACGUCGUAGGAAACCACACUUCACUUGGUCGGAGGAGGCUACGGUCGAUGAUCCCGACGCAGAAUGGCCUCUCUUGAGCAGAGGCUGGGUAUAUCAGGAACAGCUGCUGUCGCGCCGAAUGCUUCACUUUACGCGCAACGAGCUCAUCUGGGAAUGCCUCGAGACGACCCAAUGCGAGUGCGGGUGGUACGACAGCAACAUGCGUAACCAGAGCACUCGCCACUCGUACAAGCGAUCAGCUGCGGAUAAGGCAUGGGUUGAGAUAAUCAAAGGCUAUGCAAAGCGGCCCCUGACGGUGGUCGCCGACAGGCUUCCAGCUCUCGCAGGCAUCGGAAAGGCGACGGCGACGGUCAGAGGGUACGACUCGGCCGAGUACCUAUGUGGGAUGUGGGAAAAGGAACUCGAAGAGUCGUUCUUCUGGUACCUGGCUGAACCUCCUCGGGCAAAGCCUGACAUUGGCUUGCCAUCGUGGUCGUGGGCCUCCGUGGUGGGCGAUGUUGAAUGCUGGCAGCUAUCGUUGGAAGACGUGGAGUUCUCGGGAAGCGAGGUUGUUUAUGCCGGAGAUGCUCUCAUGGGUGAUAUGGUGAGCGGGCAGCUGUCUCUGUCGGGAUAUGCCGCUUCCGGAGUGUUGUACCACGGUCAGGAGUGGAAUGAUAUCGUGGAAGCCAGGAAAAGCGAAGGCCAUGAUGUUCUGAUGGGUGCAGGAGCCACGGACGAGUAUGGACUGAAGCUUGGAGAGCAGUUUGCCACUUUCAACCCGGACUACAGGUUGGACAUGCAUGUCGCCUCGGGCUCGCAGGUUGUUUGCCUGCUCUUUGGGCGAAAUAGCUUCGUCGAAGUUGACGAUGCGGGCGAGAUUGCCGAGACCAUCACCUCGUAUAUUCUCAUUCUACGCCCUCUCGACGGGACGCCUCUGCGGUAUGAGAGAAUCGGAUCUGAACGGCAGCAACUAACGGUCGUUUGA
Molecule: messenger RNA, 1941 nt
Organism: Trichoderma reesei QM6a
Lineage: Eukaryota; Fungi; Ascomycota; Sordariomycetes; Hypocreales; Hypocreaceae
Exons: 2
Coding region: 1-1941 (646 amino acids)
Source: RefSeq, a predicted model, not a curated record